AUGGCGGCUACCGUCGUCAUUACGUUGUUCUACGUUCUCCCUGUGUUGUUGUGUGUGUUGAUGCCCGUCAUUGUCGUAUACUGGCGAACGCUGCGGUUUUACGUAAAGUAUUUUCUGUACAACAGUUGCUAUAUGGUCAUUGGGUGUUUAAGUAUACCGUUUUGCCUUCUGAAGCCAGGUGACGUUGAUAAUGGAAGGUGGGCAGCUCUGUUUACACGGGAAUCAGUUAAACACCUGUUUGGAAUCAAGAUUCAUGUACGUCACAUCGAACGUCUCCAAUCAGAAACUCCGUAUAUUAUAAUAUGUAACCACCAGAGUAACAUGGAUAAUAUGGCUAUGAUGGAAAUAUUGCCACCGCGGUGCACUGCUAUUAUGAAGAAGUCGACGAAAUUCGCCGGAACUGUUGGACUGUUGUGUAUUCUUUGCGGAGUGAUAUUCGUUGAUAGAAGCAAUAGGUCGCAAGCGAAACAAGCUCUGGAGCAAACAAUGAAAAUAAUCAAGAAAAAAAAUGCUAAAGUUUGGAUAUUUCCGGAAGGUACACGAAAGGACAACACUGAAUGUUCAGAUCCAAUGUUGCCAUUCAAAAAGGGUGCGUUUAAUUUAGCUGUUCAUGCUCAGGUCCCGAUCGUUCCAGUCGUCUGUUCUUCUCAGUCGAAGUUCUUUAGUUAUAAGGAAAAGAAAUUCACACAAGGUAAAUUUACAGUAACCGUGAUGCCACACGUGGACACGUUUGGACUCACUUUGGAAGAUGUACCGACAUUAGCUGAGAAAACGAGACAAUCCAUGAUAGAUGUAUACAAGACACAUCCCGAGAUACGGACGCUAUUAAUAGAAAUGAUCACCGGUCAUAACAACAACGUUGCCUGGUAA
Molecule: messenger RNA, 870 nt
Organism: Saccoglossus kowalevskii
Lineage: Eukaryota; Metazoa; Hemichordata; Enteropneusta; Harrimaniidae
Product: 1-acyl-sn-glycerol-3-phosphate acyltransferase alpha-like
Biological process (GO): phosphatidic acid biosynthetic process
Cellular component (GO): endoplasmic reticulum; membrane
Molecular function (GO): 1-acylglycerol-3-phosphate O-acyltransferase activity
Source: RefSeq, a predicted model, not a curated record